AUGACGGCGACAGGAAACAGGGAGGUCCACAACCUCUUGUCUAUCAUGGUGGUGCUCUUGCCUGCGACGUGGAGCCUCCUCAUGCCACCGACAUGUUUUCCGAGCCGGUUUUGGGUUCCGAGACAUGCGCAAGUCGCCCCCAAGAUGCGAUGCCAGGGGGAGUGCGGCACCACUCGUGCUGCUACUGCUGCUGCCAAUGCUAGCCGCCAAGCCUCGUGGGGGGUAGGUGUGUCAUCGUGGGUUGCCGGAGCAACUUCUUUUUCCCGAUCGGCGAUACACGCAUCCACUCCGGAAGGGGUAGGGGCUUGGUGGAAUGGCAGCAGCUCAGCAGGCGGGGGCGCGGGCGGGGGCGGCGGCAACAACGGCACCGACGGGGGCGCUUCAGCAGGGGGGGCAAUGGGGGAAGGAGACGACGCUAAGGGGGCCUCGGAUAUGAAUGCGUGCAGCACUCAGCAUCGAGAUAGGGGUGAACGGGCGUCUUCAACGGUUGACAUGAGUGGUGGGGAGCCGAAGAAGAGCGCAAGUUUCGGGCCGUGGGUGUGGCUGUCGGCGAUGUGGGGCAUGUACGCGGCGUGGCUGAGGCGAUCGCCGUUGGUGGCGAAGGCGGUGACGUCGGGGGUGUUAGGUCUCAGCGGGGAUAUGGCGGCACAGUUCUUCGAGUUCCAGCAGAAGGCUGAAAGCGGACGCCGAGGGCCGUUCUUGAAGAACAACCGCCGAUUAACCGCCGUGGCUAUCGAUAGCAUACUCAUCACUGGCCCGGCGCUUCACGCGCUUUACGGGUUGUUGGAAUGCCUCAUUCCGACGGUGGGGGGAGGCUUCGUCCCCGCCGCGUUGCACGUUGUAAUCGACACCUUCGUCUUCGACCCGAUGUUUGUGGCGUCGUUUUUCUGCGUCACGGGAAUGCUUGAGAGUCGACCUCUCAGGAAAAGUAUCCUGCCGGCCUUGCGGAGAGAGUUCUGGCCAGCGGUGCAAGGAUCAUGGCUGGUGUCCUUGUUGUUCUGCCCUCUCCAGUUCGCCACUUUCCGAUACCUUCCCCUAGAAUUCCGGGUACUGUCAGUGAACGCGUGCGACAUCGCUUGGACGUCCGUCAUGAGCUACUUCAGCCACAAGGCGGUCCCUGCGGAGGGAGUGUUGGACUGAGGUCGGUUGCAAACCAGCGGUAGGGGGCCGAAAGGGGCCGGCAAAACAGCAGCGCUAGUUUGCAACACAGGCAACAUGGUUAGAGCGGUGACAAUGGAAAUCGAGAUGGCAGAGGUCCCGAGCGGUGAAUUGCAACAAGGGCGAAGUUGAGUGGUUCCAUACCCCAUGACGU
Messenger RNA from Ectocarpus siliculosus, 1312 nucleotides. The record is from the annotation of a GenBank genome assembly. Lineage: Eukaryota; Phaeophyceae; Ectocarpales; Ectocarpaceae.